This is a messenger RNA of Pestalotiopsis fici W106-1, 300 nucleotides long. RefSeq lists its product as uncharacterized. Bases 1 to 300 code for a protein of 99 amino acids. The record is from RefSeq and is a predicted model, not a curated record. The transcript has a single exon. Lineage: Eukaryota; Fungi; Ascomycota; Sordariomycetes; Amphisphaeriales; Sporocadaceae.
AUGCACGAAAGCCACGAUGCAAGGCGGACUAUUAUCCAGCCCAUCAUCCAUACUCACCCAACCUGCUACGUACAGAUUCUCAGCUUCGAGAGAACACCCCAGUAUGCGCUGGCAUGGACCCCUGCUUUUGAGCGAAUGAACGGACCUGAGUUCUCAACACUAGUCAUGGUAUGGCGCCAAGAAAUGCACAACAUGAGAGAGCGAACCGAGAGAUCUCAUGUCGGGCGACCUGUGCGCGCGGGCAAGCGAUUUCGCGCUGGCGGACACAUUGGUGCGAUGCACAUAGCUCAGGUAGAUUAG